This is a messenger RNA of Histoplasma mississippiense, 1551 nucleotides long. RefSeq lists its product as hypothetical. The transcript has 2 exons. Gene Ontology annotation, cellular component: cytosol. NCBI's taxonomy places the organism in Eukaryota, Fungi, Ascomycota, Eurotiomycetes, Onygenales, Ajellomycetaceae. The record is from RefSeq and is a predicted model, not a curated record. Bases 1 to 1551 code for a protein of 516 amino acids. Gene Ontology annotation, molecular function: glutathione synthase activity; glutathione binding; ATP binding. Gene Ontology annotation, biological process: glutathione biosynthetic process.
AUGGACAAUUCCGCAUAUGUCAAUUAUCCCCCACCAUUAACCCCUGAGCAGCAAGAAUACCUUCUCUCCACGGUAAAAGCAUGGACUCUACAUCACGGACUCUGCGUCAAACCGUCGCUAGCCCCUAUCGAGACUGAAUUGGAUUCCCAACACGCGUUAGCAACUAAUGCGCCCAUCACUCUUUUCCCCAGCCUUUUCCCCAAAUCUUGCUUUGACUAUGCGACGGCAAUCCAGCGAGAGUACAACGAAUUAUAUGCGAGGAUAAGCUGCGAUGAAACGUGGCUGGGGAAGAUUAUUGAAGAACUCAAGGACGUGGAUGAUUUCAUCGCAAACCUCUGGAAGGUUCAUCUCAACGUACAAAGGGAAGGAUACGUUCAGCCACUCGCUCUAGGCCUUUUCCGAUCCGAUUAUAUCACCCAUCGACCACCUGGCUCAACAGAGCCAUCUCUCAAACAAGUAGAAUUUAACACCAUCUCCUCCUCAUUUGGGGGCCUCUCAACACUUGUCACCGCACUACACACGGAUCUCUUGUCUUUGCCCCCUGGAAAUCCCAUUACAUAUCCGCCACAUCCAAUCCUGAAAGACCACAAGCCCCCACCAAAUACCGCCGUUACGACCCUAGCCAACGGUCUUGCAUCGGCCCAUAUUGCAUAUGGCCCGUCGAAAUCAGAAUCCCCGCUACCGCUAUGCAUCCUAUUCGUCGUUCAAGCCGGGGAGCGAAACCUAUUCGAUCAGCUGGAAUUGUCCACCCGUCUUACUGAUUUCCACAAAAUCCCCGUCUUCCGACUCACAACGACAGAUAUCCUAGGACUAACCUCCAUCCCCUCCUCCAACCCUGCCAGGCCAUUAAUAUACACUCCCCCCCACGCUGUCACCACUACGUUCGAGGUGACAACAAUUUAUCUACGCGGCUUCUACGGACCGGCUGACUACCCAGACGACUCCGCGUGGGCUGCCCGAACGCACCUAGAGCGAUCCGCGGCGAUAAAAUGCCCUUCAGUCCUUAGCCAGCUCUCCGGCAGCAAGAAAGUGCAACAAGAACUCGCAGACCCCCACGCAGAGACGGACCAUCUGGCCCAUUUCCUCCCAAAAACCCACGCUGAAACAAUCGAAAAAAUCCGCGCAACGUUCGCCCCGCAAUACGACCUCUCGACCUCCGGUCUUGGUCGCGAUCUUGCCCUCAACCCUUCAACGGCAGUUCACCACGUCUUGAAACCGCAGCGUGAGGGAGGUGGCAACAAUGUCUACCGCGAUGCGAUUCCGGGAUUCCUACGUUCCAUCCCGGAGAAGGAUUGGAAGGGAUGGAUUCUUAUGGAGCUGAUUCAGCCGCCUGAUGCGGCUAAAAACAUGAUGCUGCGUAGUGAUGGGGUAGUGCUUAGUGGGCAUGUUAUUAGUGAAUUAGGAAUGUUUGGUACUGUCCUUUGGAGGAAUAACGGCGAGAUAUUGCACAAUGAGCAGGGAGGCUGGUUGUUGAGGACUAAGGGGAAAGAAUGUGAUGAGGGAGGGGUGGCAGCCGGGUUUUCGUCGUUGGAUAGCCUUCUGCUUCUUUGA